Molecule: messenger RNA, 5657 nt
Organism: Malaclemys terrapin pileata
Lineage: Eukaryota; Metazoa; Chordata; Testudines; Emydidae
Gene: ESF1
Product: ESF1 nucleolar pre-rRNA processing protein homolog
Exons: 15
Coding region: 184-2658 (824 amino acids)
Biological process (GO): rRNA processing
Cellular component (GO): nucleus
Molecular function (GO): RNA binding
Source: RefSeq, a predicted model, not a curated record
AGACGCGCACGGUCGGGUAUUUGUCCUGUCCGAGUCUCCGUCGUGCAAGCGCACGUUUAGUUGCUGUUAGGCGGCGCGCGCGAUAGAGGUGGCGUUGGGCAAGCGGCAGCAGCCUUGCUUCAUUCCUUCCUGACAUCCAAAAAAUAUAGAGGUUUAUCAAGUUCUGAUCCAAAAUUGUCAAAAAUGGCAUUCAAGAAGGAACUGACUAGCGAUCAGCGGUUUAGCCAUGUUACAAAGGACCCUAGGUUUUGGGAAAUGCCAGAAAAAGACCGCAAAAUCAAGAUUGACAAAAGAUUUCGGGCUAUGUUUCAUGACAAGAAGUUUAAGUUGAAAUAUACUAUUGAUAAAAGAGGCCGCCCUAUUAACCACAGCUCUACAGAGGAUCUGAAACGGUUUUAUGAUCUUUCAGAUUCAGACUCUGAUCUUUCAGGAGCUGACACCAAAGUAUUUGCUGGAAAGAAAAUGAAGAAAAAAAAGUCAAAAUCGAAAGGAGGAAUAGACUCUGGGAAACUGCUUGACAAACCUACUGAAGGGGAAAGCAAAAUAGUUAAUCAGGAAAUGGGCCACAAGUGUGGAGCUCCAUUGAAAUCUGAUGACUCCCAGAAUGGACAGAAAAGCAUCAUGAGGAUUGCCAGCUCAUGUAGCUCAAAGUUGAAAAAGGACUGUAAGAAAAUGAAUGUAGAAAUUGAUCCUACACAGGAUGAUAAAGGACUUGCAUGGAAAGGGAAAAAUAAACAAAUUGUCGUGAGCUCAGAUUCAUCUCUAAGCAAACAGGAGACUUCAAAAGCAAGUAGUACUAAAUCAGUCAAGGCUCCCAAAACAAAGUUUUCUUUAGAGGAAAAGAAAACUGAAUCAGAAUCCAAAGAUGACGGAGAAACAGGAGAGGAAGAGGAGUCGGAAGAUGACGGAGAAACAGGAGGGGAAGAGGAGUCGGAAGAUGACGGAGAAACAGGAGAGGAAGAUAGUGAUGAUGAUUCAGAAGAAGAUGAAAGUGACAGUGGGCCUGAUCUGGCUAGGGGGAAAGGAAAUAUUGAAACCAGUUCUGAAGAUGAAGAGGAAGAUGAUAUGUCUGAAAUAUUUCCAAAGGAGCCAGAGAUCGAGCAUGCCUGGAGAGAACUGCAUACGGAUGCUCCUCGUGCAGAUGAGAUAACAAGUAGAUUGGCAGUUUGCAACAUGGACUGGGAUAGGCUGAAGGCUAAAGACCUACUGGCUUUGCUUAAUUCUUUCAUACCCAAAGGGGGUGUUAUAUUUUCUGUAAAGAUUUAUCCUUCAGAGUUUGGAAAGCAGAGAUUGAAAGAGGAGGAGCUGCAAGGACCUGUAGAACUAUUAAGUCUUCCAGCGGAUGCCACAGAGAAAGAUUGGAUUUAUAGGGAAAAACUAAGGGAUUAUCAGUUCAAACGACUGAAAUACUUCUAUGCAGUGGUAGAAUGUGAUUCUCCUGAAACAGCCAAUAAAAUUUAUGAGGAGUGUGAUGGACUGGAAUUUGAAAGUAGCUGUUCUUUUGUAGAUCUCAGAUUUAUUCCAGAUGAUGUUACAUUUGAUGAUGAGCCAAAGGACAUAGCCUCAGAAGUGGAUGGAGCUGCAUAUAAACCAAAGUACUUCACAUCUGCUGCUAUGGGAACAUCAAAGGUAGAUAUUACAUGGGAUGAGACAGAUCAUGAAAGAAUAACUUCGCUACACAGAAAUUUUAAAAAAGAUGAACUUCUUGACAUGGAUUUCCAAGCUUAUUUGGCCUCAUCUAGUGAAGAGGAGGAAGAGCAACAAGGUGGUGAUGUAGCCCAGGAAACAGAAGAUGACAAACCCAAGAAAAGCCAGAAGGAUGAUGAAGAACAAAUUGCCAGAUACAGAGAACUCUUGCAGAGUAUCCAAGAAAAAGAGAAGAAACGGGAAGAAAAUGAUAUGGAAAUGGAGAUUAAAUGGGUUCCAGGACUGAAAGAAACUGCUGAAGAGAUGGUUAAAAGCAAGUUGGAAGGAAAGGAUAAACUAACUCCAUGGGAACAAUUUUUAGAAAACAAGAAAGAGAAAAGAAAACUGAAAAAGAAAAGAAAGGCUACUGCCAAAGAAGAAUUGAAUGAAGAUGAAUUUCCAUCUGACGUUGACUUGAAUGACCCAUACUUUGCUGAGGAACUUGGGAAAACAGGUUUAAAGAAAAUAUCAAAGAAAUUCAAGACAGAAGAAAGUGCCCCAGAAAAAGAAGCAGACACAGAAAAGCACAAGGCUGAAAUGGCACUCCUUAUGAUGGAUGAUGAGGAGGAUGACAGAAGACAUUUUAACUAUGAGAAGAUUGUAGAACAACAGAACCUGAGCAAGAAGAAAAAGAAACAACUAAUGAAAAAGGAGGAGUUGUUAGAAGAUGACUUUCAGGUGAAUGUUGCUGAUACAAGGUUUCAAGCACUGUAUACUUCCCACUUGUUUAAUUUGGAUCCUUCUGAUCCAAACUUCAAAAAGACAAAAGCAGUGGAAAAAAUUUUGGAGGAGAAAGCUCGCCGAAGAGAACAAAAGCAGCAGAAUCCUGCAAAACAGAUGCAGGAGAAUGAGAUUGGAAAGAAGGGAAACAUCACUAAGAAAUCUGUAGAUCCUGCUUUAUCAAUGCUAAUAAAAUCUAUCAAAAAUAAAACAGAACAAUUUCAAGCCAGAAAGAAACUGAAAAUAAAAUGAAGUCCAGUUGUUUGGCUUUCCUCAGUCCAGUCUGUACUCCUUGUAAAAUGGUAAAAUUCAUAAGAACUUUAUGGAUGUUGAAUCUCAAACUGUAAGGGUUUCUGAAGAAUUAGUGCCAGUGUUGGGGCUUGGGGGUGAACUAUAGACAACCGAUUGCAAUACAGUCUUUCCCCCUCCCACAACUACCUCCUUGGAAUAGUAUAUUUGUAAAAUAGUUCACAAACAGCAUGUUUGACAAAAUUAAUUUACCUGAAGCUGUUUUUCAUAACACCAUUUCAGUUAAAACUAAUAGAAAUGGUAAAGAUGACUACAAAGAACUUUCUUAGUUAUAGUAAUGGACACAUUUAUAAAUGAAUGUUUGACUUCAGGUCCUGAUAUGAUUUUUAGAUUUAAAAAAAACUUUGGAAUUUCAUAAUGGUGUUUUUAAUACUCCAUGAGUCUGAAAAUAGAAUGUUACUGAUGAAGAUAAUUUUAAUAUAACUGAAAGUGAAGACAGGUUGGAUGAAUUUUGUUUCUUAGUCAAGAGCUAUGUGGAUAACUUGUGAAAUAAUGAAUAAAAAUAUAUUGUAUUUUAUUAAUAAUACUUUUCACUUCUAUAAUCUUCUAAGGAUUCCAGAGCACUGCAGAAACAUUCAGUGAAAUUCUCUGAUUUAGGAGAGAUUCUCAUGUACAGCAGCGAAACUGAAAAAAUUAAGGUCAAACUUGAAUGCCCAAAGUUAGGUAUCAAAAUCCAUUUUUCGCCACCUCAAUAAGGUUGUGUCUAUUGGGCAUUUUCUUAAAUUUCUCCCAAUGUUGCAUUGCUGUUAGUGUAACUCUACUGACCGUUGCAAUGCUAGGAGUGCUAGUGUAGACAAGAUGUCCAAAACAGGCCUAUAUGACACAGUUAAAAACACCAGAGCAGAGCUAUGUUAGUGCUACCACUAGUGGAACAGUGGAAAAAUGUGUGAUAGAAGGGUAGCACAAAGGGCCUGUUUUUCAGAAGCGUUGAACUCAUUCCAUCCAGUGUGUCAUCCUGCUCUAGUUCUCUUUGCUGCAUCAACUCUGAUAAAAAUGCAGCCAGUUAAACUUUGUCAAAGAUAUUACAAAAUUGUAACAUAAAGCACUCAUUAGAACUGUGGGGCUGGAGAUGUUCCCGUAAUUGUGAACAAGCUCAUGAGCUUCUAUCUCCCUAAGCAGCUCUAUUUCUGUAAACUACUGGUAUAUUUAUCUAACCCUUUGCUUGGGCAUGAGAACCCUGAAUAGAGCAGCCAGGAGUGUUGCACUCUUGUUAAGAAGCUGCUUGAGAAGGCCCAUUGAUAGUAAAUUUAGUAGCAGAGCUGGUUGAUAAAAUGUUAAGGGUUGACUGGGGAAAAAAAACAAACACACACCAGCAGUGUACUCUAAAGGAGGUAAGUGCAUGAAAAUAGUUAAUUGCUGCUCCAUUAUAUAUAAAAAAAGAAAUUGGAAUGCAAAUAAAAUUUCACUAAAACAACUAUUAAAAGCAGUAAACCAAUCAAAAUGUCUUGCACACAUGAAGUAAAUACAGAUGGAUGUUCACUGAAGCAGAUGGUCCUUCAAUGUCAAAAUACUAACUUUUAGUAAAACCAGUUUUUAUGCAGACAGAUUAAGAAAAUGAGAGAAACCACAUAUUCAAUUGCAGGUAAUUAGUGUUAAAAACUGACGUGUACAGUGAGAAAUGUAAUGUGGAAAUAAAAACAGGUGAUUUCACAAGAGAGUUUGUAUAAAGGAGUUCUGGAAGUGAAGAGCCAAAAUUACAUUUUAUUGAUCACUUGUGCAGCUUUACUGGAAAGCCUCCAGAUUCACUUCUAAAAUAGCUCAACUGAAUGGUUGGACAAAUUAAUAGACCUUGACCUGUUGACCAGCUCAGGUGGUGCUACAGAACUUACCCACAGCAAACAAGCUCUUGAUACAUGGUUUGGAGCCAGCCAUCUGAGCUAGCCAGGGCUUCGCUACCUGCCGUCAGCAAAGAGAAAUAAACCCCACCAGAAUUGAGGACUUCAGUGUACACCAUGGACCAAUUUACUGAUGUUCAGCUGGACAUAGACUCAAAAUAAUCAAAAGGAAACAGGACAAUUUAUAGUAGAAUUUCCUGCAGAAAGUGCAGACUCGUGCAGCAGCCCAGCAGAAGUGGAGGUAGCUGCUAAAUGAAGAAGCUAUCAGCCAUGAGUGCUCUAAGUACAAAUCCACAUCUAAUAUGCAUGAUGGAAAAGUACCAGUGUCGCUUAUUCAGUAUGUGCAAUCUCCCCCUCUUGUGGUUGAUUUCUGAAUGUGCUUUAAAUUUACAUUGCUAAAUAAUACUCCAAUAAGCCGCUGCCGCAUAUAGCGGUUAUUCAACAGUAUAUAGAGGUUUUGUUUUAAUGCAUCUCAAUUGUCUCUUCAGCCUCCAGGUGUGAGUAAUUAAGGUUGUGAAAAGCUGCUGAAAACGUUAAAAAUUACCUCUAAAGACCAGGUCAUUGAGUUUGGCAUGGACAACUUUCACGUUGUGAAAUGUGCUGUUCUACACUAUAUGCAGCAAGGCUAUAGAUUACGUUAGAAGGUGGACAAUUGUAGAACACAUGGAAAGGGCUAAACAAACAAAAGAAAUGAAAAUGAGGCUGAAACCCCAGGACCAUUGAAAACAGUACAGAAACAAUGCACUGUGACAGGAUCAUUCCAGCAUUUUUGUGUAUUUAAAAAAAAAUGUUUCUGAAAAUACAGACACAAGUAUUUAGUUAAUGUAAGAAAUAUGAACUGCAAUGCUAUUUUAUUUUAUUAUAGUGGUUGAUGGCACAGGUAGGUGUCAAACUUGUUUGAGAAUUGUCAAUAUAUCAGUAAAAUGUGUUCAACUGAUACCUAUGUAUAUUCUGGCUAGGAAAACUAAAGUUCAGCGUCUCAUAUUAAUUGUGGGAAACAUGGAUUUUUAUGCUUUUUAUUCAGAUAAUGUUGUGACACAGCUAUUUUGGGUUCAUAUGGAUUCUACUUAUGUGUAUAGAUUUGCUAAUAAAUAGUAUGCACUCCCA